Molecule: messenger RNA, 1464 nt
Organism: Anolis carolinensis (green anole)
Lineage: Eukaryota; Metazoa; Chordata; Lepidosauria; Squamata; Anolidae
Gene: iqcc
Product: IQ motif containing C
Exons: 5
Coding region: 100-780 (226 amino acids)
Molecular function (GO): protein binding
Source: RefSeq, a predicted model, not a curated record
UCGCAUUCUAGUGACGUCGUCGAGAGGCGCGGUUGCCUAGGCAGCAGAAGAGGACCCUGUUGUUGUCGCUGCUCGGGGAGGGGGUUAGAAUGGUUUAAAAUGGGUCAGGAAGGGGCUCAGGAGCCGCCAUGGGGGUCCCUCUUCCUGAAGAGAGUGGUGGUCUUGCAGGCUUAUGUCCGGGGUUAUCUUGUCAGGAAGAGGUUUCAAGGGUUAAAGCAGGAAUAUGAGGACAUCGUGAAAGAGAUCGAAGGGAACCUGGAUCGGCUGCAAUGGGAGAACCAUUCUGUACCAAAGCCCAUAUUUCUCCCCAAGAAAUCAAUAAAGAUGAAGGGAUUAAGCAGCCAAGACGCUGAAUCCAGCAAAAAACAGGAACAUGAGCCAAAGCUUUGCUGUCAAGAGGAGUUACUGCCAGAAAAAGACUGUAAGAUGCAGUUUCCAAGACACCUUUCAGAAGAAGUGAUUGAUGUCAAAGAGGAGAAUGAUGUCAGGCAGAAUCCAGAGUAUUUUGAAAGCAAGCCACCGGGGAACGCCUGCAUUGUGUCGGCAGAGGAUGAGGAAGACAAGGAGCAAAGCAAUGCAUCAUCAACAUGGAGCAGCCUUAUCCUGGGGGCAGAAACCCCUCCACAGGGCCAGACGCUUCUUUGCCACCAAAGACAAGCAAUGCCGGAGCUGCAGGAGCACCGGAAGCACUUGGCCAUGGAGCUGCUAUGGCUGCAGCAAGCCAUUGUGAGCCGCAAGAAUUAUUUGAUCCUGAAACAGAAGAUGGGAAGCGCAGAGUGACUACAGUCUGGAGGCACAGCCAUUGGUGCCGUUGGGAACAGAAAACUGGAAGCACAUGGACUUUGAAGCUAUCAGAUGGGGAAAAUGGCUGAGACAGCUUUCAGCCGUUUUCCCAGAAAUGAGUUGUGAUAUUUGUGCAAAGGGUGUGUUUUAAAUACAACAGCUAAGAAGGACAGCAUUCUCUGUGGAAGAACUAGACUCUGUUUCUGCAGGCUGAGCUUGCAAAUUGUUUUUGAUGGAGCAAAAUCUGAACUUGAGGGUUUCAUAUACACACAAACACAUACACAGAUAUGCAGCCUUUCCAACAACAGGCCGAUAUAGCCCAGUGUCUAUGGUUGUUCUUGGCUGCCUGGGGAUGAUUGAACAGGAAAUGAUCAUUCUUUUUAUGUGCAAACUUUCACUUGUCACUUGUUCACUUGUUCGAAUUCCCAUCGUUCUGCUCCAGAGCUUCCAAGUGUAACUCUUUGGGUAAAAUCCAGAUGUUCUUUAUUGAUCUUUUGAUAGAUUGAAUGUUUAUUCUGUGGGUACAUUUAUCUCCACCUUUCAACCUCUCAAUCCCAUAAGCCUUUAUCAUUGCUUCAUUUGUUGACUUGGUAUUAAGACUAUGCAAUCUCUGAUAAAUUGGCAGUUGUCAAAAUGAUGAAUGUGUUUUUGCUUUAAAUAAAAAGCUAUAUUUUCUUAAAA